Aspergillus niger is the source of this 2091-nucleotide messenger RNA. RefSeq lists its product as uncharacterized. The transcript has 3 exons. Lineage: Eukaryota; Fungi; Ascomycota; Eurotiomycetes; Eurotiales; Aspergillaceae. Bases 1 to 2091 code for a protein of 696 amino acids. The record is from RefSeq and is a predicted model, not a curated record.
AUGGACGAGGGACCUCCUCCACCCCCUCCCCCUCACGGCGAGAAGCCACAAACCACCCAGGGCGAAUAUCGCAAGACUUCCGACCUCCCUCCUGGCAACUACGACAUCUUUAUCAUCCCCCCUCACUCCGCCGGCUCCGGAUUCCUCUACCUCCCUUCCCUCCAGCCACAACGCAAUAGCUUCAUCGCGGGGUCCGCCUGCACACUCUUUGUUGUCCUACUUUGGACCCUCCUAUCACCCCUUCUAAAAGCCUGGUACGCUGCCACCGUCGCCAGUGGCAGCGGCAUGGCCAUCGCCGUGCUGGCUAUCGGAGUUGGGGUCGCCGGGUGGGCCGUGGGCGCCUCACAAUCAGAUUCUGGGGGAGGCCGACGACGGGCCAAUUUUGGAUUUAGCACCGGCGGGGGUCCAGGCGCGGGUGGACCCUCCGGCAAUGGCGCCGGAGGUGAGUAUGCGCGGGGACAGCAGUAUGGGGCCCAAAAUCAGGGCCCGAACGGUCACAAUGGUGGACAGGGACAGGGACAGGGACAGCAGCAAUAUGGGGGCAACUUCAACUCGGGUCCGCCUCCGGGUGCAGGCCAGUAUGGCGGGAACCAUCAAUACCAGAACACUGGUGGGCCCGGAAGUGGACCACCCCCGCAACCGCCGCCGCAGGCAGGCGGAUCAAAUAAGACAGGUGGAGCUGAUUGGGAGAAGGCCCGUGAAGAGACCCGGCGCAAGGAGGAGCUGCGCCGCAAGAUGGAGGAGUUUAAGCGAAAGCGGGAAGCCGAGCAGCGCGAGAAGCAGCAGAAGCGCGAGCGCGAGGCCAUGGAGCGGGAGCUGCGGGAGCGCAGAGAGCAGCUCGAGAAGGAGAUGGCUGCCGCCAAGGAGGCGGCCGCCCGUGAGGCCCGAGAACGGGCGGAGCGCGAAGCAGCCGAAGCCAAAGCCAAAGCGGAGCGAGAGGCCGCGGAAGCUCGAGCCAAGGCGGAACGAGAAGCAGCGGAAGCGCGUGCCAAGGCGGAGCGUGAAGCUGCGGAGGCCAAAGCUAAAGCGGAGAAAGAGGCCCGAGAGGCCCGCGAGCGAGAAGCACGUCGGGCAAAAGAAGCCCGAGAACGAGAGGCGCGACGCGCCGCCGAAGCCAAGGCCCGUGCUGAGCGCGAGGCCGCGGAGGCCAAGGCUAAAGCAGAGCGUGAAGCUGCUGAGGCAAAGGCCAAGGCAGAGAAGGAGGAAGAGGAGCGUAAAGCUGCAGCUAAGAAGGAAGCUGAUGCUAAGUUCGCGGCGCUCAAAGAGGCUGCCGCGAAGAAGUAUGCCGAGAAGAAAGCCAAAGAUGCGCAGGAGGCAGCGGCCAAAGAAGCGGCCAGCCAAAAGGCAUCUAGCACGUCCACUCCCCGCACUCCAUCACCCAAGAAACCUGCUUAUUCCCGCACCGAUACCGACAGCUCAUAUUCCAAUUUUCGACCGACUGACCGUCCCCGCCGGCCGUACGGCGGCGCCACCUCUGGGUCAUCAGUGUACUCGGACUCUUCAUACGCGCCGUCACAGACAACAGCACGCACGACCCCACCACCAUCAAAUCGCGGGGCCUAUGAAACCAAAGAUCCUGACAAGAUUGUCAUCAAGGGCGUGUUCGAGUUCAACAACAACUUUGUGCGCAGCCCUGUGGCGCAACUUGUCUCAGGCCAGGGCAUGGUCAGCGACGGAUUGGUUCUGAGGAUCACGACAGAAGGCCUCUUCAUCGACGACGACGUGCGCGGUGUCGGUCAGCGGGAAUGGGAUGUGAAGGCGUGGACGAUGAACCUCGUUGAGGUAUGGUGUCCGAAAUUCGGGGCGCAGCGCCAACCACCGAAGCCCCCGCCGGGGCCAUUCAAUCGGCGCGGGAAUGAACCGACCCCAGAGGAAUCGGAAGCAUUCCUCGGCAACCUGCUCAAGAUGUGCAAGAACACGUGCCGAUUAUCAACAGGCGGAGGAGAGGAUCAGCGCACGCUGCAUGUGUUGCGGGCGUCGGUGCGUGACCACGAGGGCAAACGUAAUAGUGGCGUUAGCCCUAAGCCAACAUCACCGGAAUGUGGCGUCCCCAUCCACAUCCAUCUAUACACUCACCACGUAGAUAAAUAA